Dunckerocampus dactyliophorus (ringed pipefish) is the source of this 4417-nucleotide messenger RNA. Its product is annotated as solute carrier family 12 member 7-like. Gene Ontology annotation, cellular component: membrane. Gene Ontology annotation, biological process: potassium ion import across plasma membrane; chloride ion homeostasis; chloride transmembrane transport. Lineage: Eukaryota; Metazoa; Chordata; Actinopteri; Syngnathiformes; Syngnathidae. The coding region runs from base 393 to 3668 and encodes 1091 amino acids. The record is from RefSeq and is a predicted model, not a curated record. Gene Ontology annotation, molecular function: potassium:chloride symporter activity. The transcript has 28 exons.
AGAUCAAGUCAAGUGGAGCUCACCUUUAAGAAAAAACCCUCAUUUCAACUCGAGAACGGCGAGGAGUUUCUUUCAAGGAAGCACAAUCGGCAACAAAAAAAAAAUCACAAUCACACGACUUCAGGUGGGGAAAACCCCCCCACAACAACCACCUUGACCUGCGUUUUCCGGCGAAGUCUACUUUUCUGCAUGAAUGCCAGCGUGUGUUCUCACUCUACCCUGAAGUUCAACACCUCAGCCCUACCCACAAUGCACUGUGGGAAAGGUAACACCCAUUUUGUUGACUCGUCGGAAACGCGAGGCAGACACUCCCAGCCUGAAGACAAGUGGAAAGAAAAGCAAAGACAGAAGAGACCCACAGUUGACUCCUUUCAUGCCACUCGGGGGUCGGGAUGCCCACCAACUUCACUGUGGUGCCAGUGAAAGAUGCCGAGGGCGACGGCGACAGCGCGGCUGCAGCUGGGGGCGGCAAACCUGUCAGCCUCAACAACAUUUUCAGGGAUGACGAUAGAGACGUUAACUCAGACGGAUCCCAGUCAGGAGAUGACAGUCAGAGGGAGUCCCGGCCGUUCAUUUUGGACGAUGAUGUGCAACCGUCCAAUGGCAAGACCAUGGCCCUGUUUGAGGAGGAGAUGGAUAGUACCCCCAUGGUGUCGUCGCUUCUAAACAAGCUAGCCAACUACACUAACCUGACCCAGGGUGUUCGAGAACACGAGGAGGCUGAAGAUGGGCUCAGAAAGGUUGCUGUCAUGGUCCCCCAAAUGGGAACGUUCAUCGGCGUGUACCUGCCCUGCAUGCAGAACAUCCUGGGCGUCAUCCUUUUCCUGCGCCUCACCUGGAUUGUGGGAACGGCGGGGAUCCUGGGGUCGUUCGCCAUUGUGUCCGUUUGCUGCGCUUGCACGUUGCUCACAGCCAUAUCGAUGAGCGCCAUAGCAACCAAUGGAGUGGUCCCAGCGGGCGGCUCCUACUACAUGAUCUCCAGAUCACUGGGACCAGAGUUUGGUGGAGCAGUGGGUCUCUGUUUCUACCUGGGGACCACCUUCGCUGGAUCCUUGUACAUACUGGGCACCAUAGAGAUCCUCCUGACGUACAUUGUUCCUACAGCGACGGUGUUCGAGGCUACAAGUGUGGAAGGUGAAGGCACAGCGGCGCUAAACAACGUGCGUGUCUACGGGACGUGUUGCCUGCUUCUGAUGGCGCUCAUUGUGUUUGUCGGGGUAAAGUAUGUGAACAAACUGGCCCUGGUGUUCCUGGCCUGUGUCAUGCUGUCAAUCAUGGCCACCUAUGCAGGAGUCAUCAAGACCGUCAUCGAACCACCAGAGUUUAAUGUUUGUCUCCUGGGGAAUCGGUCUCUGACCAAUGAGAAAUUUGAAGUUUGUGCCAAGACUGAGGUUGUGAACAACAAGACCGUGACCACCCAACUGUGGAGGCUUUUCUGUGACAGUGAACAUCUCAAUGCCUCCUGUGAUGAGUACUUCACGCUGAACAACGUCACGGAGAUAAGAGCGAUCCCGGGACUCCUCAGUGGAGUUCUCAAAGAUAACCUGUGGGGCGACUACGGUCCAGCUGGUGCGGUAAUCGAAAAGAAAAGCCAGGGUUCGGUACCAGCGCAAGACACGUCCAAUGAUAUCUACAAGCCCUACGUCUUCAAUGACAUCACCACCUACUUCACGCUGCUGGUGGGAAUAUACUUCCCCUCCGUCACAGGUAUAAUGGCUGGCUCCAACAGGUCGGGCGAUCUAAGAGAUGCCCAAAGAUCCAUACCGUUUGGAACCAUAAUGGCCAUUCUCACCACCUCUUUCUUCUACAUUUCCUGUGUGCUCUUGUUUGGCGCUUGUAUUGAGGGAGUGGUGCUGAGGGACAAGUUUGGGGACUCGGUGAGGAAGAAUCCCGUCAUCGGUGUCCUGGCCUGGCCAUCACCUUGGGUGAUUGUGAUCGGAUCGUUUUUCUCCUGUUGUGGGGCGGGGCUUCAGAGCCUCACCGGCGCCCCCCGGCUGCUGCAGGCCAUCGCUCGUGACGGGAUCAUCCCAUUUUUACAGAUUUUCGGUCAUGGCAAAGCCAACGGUGAGCCCACCUGGGCUCUGCUGCUGACAGUUGGCAUCUGUGAAAUAGGAAUCCUCAUCGCUUCCUUGGAUGACGUGGCCCCCAUUCUGUCCAUGUUCUUUCUGAUGUGCUAUCUCUUUGUCAACCUGGCCUGUGCUGUUCAGACUCUGCUGCGAACUCCCAACUGGAGACCUCGUUUCAAGUUCUAUCACUGGACUCUGUCUUUCUUCGGGAUGAGUCUGUGUCUGUCUCUCAUGUUCAUCUCCUCCUGGUACUACGCUCUGGUUGCCAUGGUGAUAGCUGGCUGCAUCUACAAGUACAUCGAGUACAGAGGGGCGGAGACGGAAUGGGGAGAUGGGUUACGAGGGCUGUCUCUAAAUGCAGCACGCUACGCUCUGAUUCGUCUGGAGGAAGCCCCGCCACACACCAAAAACUGGAGGCCCCAGCUGUUGGUGUUGUGCAAGCUGGACUCACGCCUGGCCGUCAAGCAUCCUCGCCUCCUCUCCUUCACCACACAGCUCAAAGCAGGAAAAGGACUCACCAUCGUCUCUUCUGUCCUGGAGGGAACCUUCAUGACCCGAGGACCUGAUGCCAAGACCGGAGAGCAGAACCUGAAAGCUGCCAUGGCUGCAGAACGAACCAAAGGUUUCUCCCACGUCGUCGUGUCCUCCAACCUGCGGGACGGCUUCUCUCUGCUCAUCCAGUCAGCAGGCCUGGGUGGAAUGAAACACAACGCAGUCCUGAUGGCUUGGCCGGCAGGCUGGAAGCAAGCGCGGGACUCUUCCCCAAGGAGGAACUUCAUAGAGACCGUAAGGGAGACGACGGAGGCGCAUCAGGCUCUGCUGGUGGCAAAGAACAUCGACCACUUCCCGGGAAACCAAGAGCGCCUGGAGGGAGGACGGAUCGACGUGUGGUGGAUCGUCCAUGAUGGCGGACUGCUGAUGCUGCUGCCCUUUUUACUCAAUCAACACAAGGUUUGGAGAAAGUGUAAAAUGCGCAUCUUUACGGUGGCUCAGAUGGAUGACAACUCCAUCCAGAUGAAGAAAGACCUCCAGAUGUUCCUUUACCAUUUACGGCUGGAUGCGGAGGUGGAGGUGGUGGAGAUGCACGACAGUGACAUCUCGGCAUUCACCUAUGAGAAGACGCUGAAGAUGGAGCAGAGAUCUCAAAUGCUCAAACAAAUGCAGUUGUCCCGCACGGAGCGGGAGAGAGAGGCUCAGCUGAUUCACGACAGGAACACGGCGUCUCAUUCCACCAAGGAAGACAAAGCUUCCUGUAGCGUGCCCGAUCGCGUCCACAUGACCUGGACCAAAGACAAGCUCAUCAACGAGAGGAACAAACACAGGGAAGGAAUGGGAGUUAAGGACGUGUUUAACAUGAAACCCGAGUGGGAAAAUCUCAACCAGUCCAACGUGCGGCGAAUGCACACGGCUGUGAAACUCAACGAAGUGGUGGUGAAGAAUUCACGUGAUUCACAGCUGGUGCUGCUCAACAUGCCAGGUCCCCCCAAGAGCAAGAAAGGGGACGAGAACUACAUGGAGUUCCUAGAAGUUCUCAUGGAAGGACUGGAUCGUGUCUUGUUGGUUCGUGGAGGAGGUCGGGAGGUGAUCACCAUCUACUCUUAGUGACGGUGGAAGGGUGGCAGCGCUGGAAGGAAGACCGUGGUGGAUGGUGGCAGUUGGGGGCAAGUCCAUGCAUGCGACGUCGGACGUGGAGCUCAAAGCAAGGCUUCAGUCUGACAGUGCAUCAUCAAGACGCCCCACCCUGCAGGAGAAAUGUCUCGAGACUCAAGAUCAACAUUGGAUGGAUCCAUGAGCUUCAGCACGAUGAACCACUUGAUGGGGAGCUCCUGCUGCCUGUUUGAUUUCUCAUGAUGGUCAUCCAUGCUUUCUUUCCCACUUUCACAAGCUUGUGGCUCACGUUCACGCUCUGAAAUGCAUUUUUGUCUCGUCUUCCAGUGGAUUGAAAACAUCUAUACAUCUUACCGUCAGGAAAACAAGACUUUUGAAAGUAUUUAUAACGAGCACAUGCAGUUCAGUCACAAUCCAGUCCAACUACUGCGUCCAGGAUAUGGUACGUGCAGCAUGGAACUGUGCUUUGGACACUGCUAAAAAAUACAAAUAAAGGGAAUACUUCAAUCACACACCCCAGAGCUCAAUACAUGAUACAUUCCACCUGCAGAGCCCUCACACGCAGUUGUGAACACAUUAAAAAUGAUGCAAUGUACAGUAUAGCUGCUCAAUGAUGGCGGAAGACGCGGGUGUCCUGUGGUUUUCAAGCGGGGGCCACAUAGUGAAAAAUGAAAGGAUGCAACUUUGCCACUUUGAUGUUUUGUAAAGAUAUGCUUAGACUAUUAUUAAUACCUACAAUAACA